Messenger RNA from Acomys russatus (golden spiny mouse), 2019 nucleotides. RefSeq names its product nuclear receptor subfamily 1 group H member 3 (gene Nr1h3). The record is from RefSeq and is a predicted model, not a curated record. The coding region runs from base 158 to 1495 and encodes 445 amino acids. Lineage: Eukaryota; Metazoa; Chordata; Mammalia; Rodentia; Muridae. Gene Ontology annotation, biological process: lipid metabolic process; cell differentiation; positive regulation of transcription by RNA polymerase II. The transcript has 10 exons. Gene Ontology annotation, molecular function: nuclear receptor activity; zinc ion binding; RNA polymerase II cis-regulatory region sequence-specific DNA binding.
UUAGGGUGCGGGUGCCUGAGAAGCAGUCCUGUAAGAGCCAAGAGCCCCCAGGGUGAAGAGAGGAAGGAGAGAGAUGGAACUGGGCCGGUCGGCGGGGAAGUGCGACAGUCUUGGUAGAGGGACUGUGUCUUGGUAAUGACCAGGGCUCCAAGAAGGGAUGUCCUUGUGGUUGGAGGCCCCAGUGCCUAGCGCUUCUCCUGACUCUGCAACAGCGUUGUGGAAGACAGAAACCCUAGAUGCAAGAAACCAGGGAGUCAAUGGCUGCGUUCUCAGGGAGGAAGCCAGAAUGCCCCAAUCAACUGGGGAUGCUUUGAGGAUGGGGUUGAAGGCAGCAGAGCCCACAGCUCUGCUCCCUAGGGCAGAGACCUUUCCAGAGCCUACAGAGCUUCGACCACAAAAGCGGAAAAAGGGGCCAGCCCCCAAAAUGCUGGGGAAUGAGCUGUGCAGUGUAUGUGGCGACAAGGCCUCUGGCUUCCAUUACAAUGUGCUGAGCUGUGAGGGCUGCAAGGGCUUCUUCCGCCGCAGUGUCAUCAAGGGAGCACGCUACGUUUGUCACAGUGGUGGCCACUGUCCCAUGGACACCUACAUGCGGCGGAAAUGCCAGGAGUGUCGGCUUCAGAAAUGCCGCCAGGCAGGCAUGCGGGAGGAGUGUGUCCUGUCAGAAGAACAGAUCCGACUGAAGAAGCUGAAGCGGCAGGAAGAAGAACAGGCUCAGGCCACACUGGUGUCCCCAAGGGUUUCCACACCUCCCCAAGUCCUGCCACAGCUCAGCCCAGAGCAACUGGGCAUGAUUGAGAAGCUGGUGGCCGCCCAGCAGCAGUGUAACAAGCGCUCCUUUUCUGACCGACUGCGAGUCACGCCAUGGCCCAUCACACCCGACCCUCAGAGCCGGGAAGCCCGUCAGCAGCGCUUUGCCCACUUUACUGAGUUGGCCAUCGUGUCAGUGCAGGAGAUUGUUGACUUUGCCAAGCAACUCCCCGGCUUUCUGCAGCUCAGCAGGGAGGACCAGAUCGCCUUGCUGAAGACCUCUGCGAUCGAGGUGAUGCUUCUGGAGACGUCACGGAGGUACAACCCUGGCAGCGAGAGCAUCACCUUCCUCAAGGACUUCAGUUACAACCGGGAAGACUUUGCCAAAGCAGGGCUUCAGGUGGAGUUUAUCAACUCCAUCUUUGAGUUCUCCAGAGCCAUGAACGAACUGCAACUCAACGAUGCCGAGUUUGCCUUGCUCAUUGCCAUCAGCAUCUUCUCUGCAGACCGGCCCAACGUGCAGGACCAGCUCCAAGUAGAAAGGCUACAACACACGUACGUGGAGGCCCUGCAUGCCUAUGUCUCCAUCAACCACCCCCAUGACCAGCUGAUGUUCCCACGGAUGCUAAUGAAGUUGGUGAGCCUCCGGACUUUGAGCAGUGUCCAUUCAGAACAAGUGUUUGCACUUCGCCUGCAGGACAAAAAGCUCCCGCCACUGCUGUCUGAGAUCUGGGAUGUCCACGAAUGACUGCUCUUCCUCUGCAUCCUCUGUGCUCUGGACCACAUGGCUCAGGCUUACCGACUGCUUCCUAGAGGUGGAGCAGACUGAGAACUGGGUGGAGGAGAUCCUCGCAUGGCAUUAAGGGAGGGUCAAAGGGUUGGGUAUUUUGUGGCUGCUGGGCAGUUGGGGGACCUGCUAAUGUGGCACACCCUCUGAAGACCUUGUUGACCCAACCAAAUAAACUAGCCAGAAGGGCCACUUUGCACAGGGCUCUUCAGGGCCCUGCCCAUCCUGCCUCUACCACUUCCUGUUUUUCCUCACAGGGCCCCAGAGAAAUUCUUCACUAUCACUCUUGUGGCUUGGCUAUAAAUGCCCCAGGGCUGCUUCACCAAUAGAUCUGGCACUUGAAACAGGAAGGCCAAGAUGAAUAUAGAACUAGGGAAACACAUUUCUGGAUCAAGGGUAGGGGUGCUGCCCUAGUGGAGGAAGCCUGUGUCAGUUAUGAUCGGGCUCAAGGCCCAGAGGAGAGGGGCAAAUCAGAGGUGACAGCU